Messenger RNA from Alexandromys fortis (reed vole), 1570 nucleotides. Its product is annotated as glutathione S-transferase theta-3. Gene Ontology annotation, biological process: glutathione metabolic process. Bases 148 to 873 code for a protein of 241 amino acids. The transcript is spliced from 5 exons. The record is from RefSeq and is a predicted model, not a curated record. Lineage: Eukaryota; Metazoa; Chordata; Mammalia; Rodentia; Cricetidae. Gene Ontology annotation, cellular component: cytoplasm. Gene Ontology annotation, molecular function: glutathione transferase activity.
GCUCGGGUAUAGGAUUAGACGCCCGGAGGGCCUGGACGCAGCCGUUCUUGUUUGCCGUUGUAGCUGCUUCCAGCUCUGUCUCCAGGGGGGCAGUUCCCCAAAGUCAGUCUCUGAGGUUUGUCCGCGGCCGCUCCUACAACCUCCACCAUGGGCCUGGAGCUCUACCUGGACCUGAUGUCCCAGCCCUGCCGUGCUGUCUACAUCUUCGCCAAGAAGAACAACAUCCCCUUCCAGCUGCGUACCAUAGAGUUGCUCAAAGGCCAGCACUACACUGAUGACUUUGCCCGGGUGAACCCAUUGAGGAAGGUGCCCGCUUUGAAGGAUGGGGACUUCGUCUUGGCAGAGAGUGUGGCCAUCUUGCUCUAUCUGAGUAGGAAGUACAAGGCCCCUGACCACUGGUACCCUCAGGACCUCCAGGCUCGAGCCCGUGUAGAUGAGUACCUGUCGUGGCAGCACACAGCCCUCCGGAGUUGUUGCAGCAGGGCCAUGUGGCAGAAGAUGAUGUUCCCUAAGUUCCUGGGGCAGCCGGUGCCCCCAGAGACGUUGGCAUCCACUUUGGCUGAACUGGACAGGUGCCUGCAGAUGCUGGAGGACAAGUUCCUGCGGGACCAGGCCUUCCUUACGGGAUCCCAUAUCUCCGUGGCUGACCUGAUGGCCAUCACAGAGCUGAUGCACCCCGUCAGUGCUGGCUGCAAAAUCUUCGAGAGCAGACCCAAACUGGAUGCCUGGCGUCAGCGCGUGGAAGCUGCCGUGGGGGAGAACCUCUUCCAGGAAGCCCACGCAGUUGUCCUGAAGGCCAAGGACAUGCCUCCUUUGAUGGACCCUGACUUGAAGGAGAAACUGAAGCUCUCGGUGCAGUGUCUGUUAUAUUGAGGGAGUGGCCCAAACCUGUGGCGCCAUCAAGGGGAAACUCUGGGCUGUGCAAGUGAAGAGAUGAGGCAGACUGUCCCCGCGGCUGUCACUAGGAUGUGGAGUCUCUCUCUGGUCCAUAAUUUCCUUUAGGCCUCAUCAGUUUUCCUCAUCAGGAAAGCCCUGGGGAAACACUUGCUUUGAAACUUUACAAACCAUUGAACCUGUAAAGCUUGCCCCACCCUCCAUGUCACACCUUUCUGGCUGCAUUCACUUCAGGCCCCUCUUCUGCUCUCCAGUUGCUCCCCACCCCAUGCCCUUCCCUUAUUUUUUGACAUUUGGCACUUUGUGUCCCCUUUGGGUCCUCGUUCCCAGUGCUUCCCUUCCUCUGUUUUGGCAGGCAGGAUCUAUGACCCCUGGCUUGAACACUUGUCACAGAUCAGAAGGCCUUUGUCCUCUGGGUCCUUCUCCCUCUGGGGUGAUGCUGCCUGCCAUAAUAGGGUAUAGGGUUGGUUCAUGAAGUUCUUUGCAGGGUGGAAGUUUCUGACAGUGUCCUGACUUUCCAAAUUCUGCCAAGCAGUGCUGCUUGUCCCAAGUCUCCUUGCCCUGGCUGCUGUCUUCUGAGUGUCUCUAACUCCAAAUUGUCAGGCUACUUAAUCUUGUGCUGUAGGACCUCUGGUCUGUGCGUUACCUAAUAAAUGAAUUGCUAAUAGAACAACAA